Messenger RNA from Xyrichtys novacula (pearly razorfish), 15763 nucleotides. The record is from the annotation of a GenBank genome assembly. Lineage: Eukaryota; Metazoa; Chordata; Actinopteri; Labriformes; Labridae.
AUGAGCUCCAGAUGGGUGUGUGUCUUGACUGGGAUCUAUGGAACAGUAAGAGGUCCUUAAUAUGAAUUCUAAAAGAUGAGUAAUACUUCUGUUGAUGAAUCAUUAAAAAACAUGGACCUUAAAAUACCCUAAAUUUAAAAUAGAAAAAAUGAACAGCUGUACUGCCACAGUACUCUAUCCACCCCUCUGAGCAAUACACAGCAGCAGCAAACCAUCAGCUGGCUACACACAAGUCUUUGGACAUCUGCACUCUGGGGAUGUAGCAAAACAUUGUAGGAUUUCUCUAAAUUUAACACCACUAGUAAAUUUACGAAGGAAAGAGAACUUGUGCCUCCUUGUCCAGAUCUUACUGUCACUUUAAGUCAACCUCGCUUUUUGCCCAGUUUGUCAGUGGUGUGAUUUCCUGGCAAGAGAAUCCAUAAGUCUGCUGAGUUGGAAAACAUGCCCUGUCAUGUCUUGGUGCAGCUUUGCCUUUCCCAGAACUCAGUUUAAUAUAACAUGAUAACAUGAUAUUUGCGGUUUUUUGUUUGUUUGUUUGUUUUUUUGUCGUUUUUUUUUUUUUUCUUAAUUUUUUUCAUAGUUUUAUGAUCACUGACUCUUUACGUUCCUACAAGGUAACACUGUUUCGAUUCAGAAAGCUAAAAAGCUGUAUUACAGAAACUGGUUCAGCCACUUGUAAUUGUUGUAAUAAACUUAAAACCCAAAACAACUUGAGAAACCACUUCCAAUAAUUUUUGACAAAGUAUAACCCCUUACAAAGGCUCAUAAGUGUAAGGGGUUUACAGCAAUACUAAUGGUGUGCCUAAAAUAAAGUUUAAAGUGCAUCAGUCAUUUAAAUAUGUACACAGAUCCUUUAAUAAAAACAUGGCAAUGGUGUUGACUUUUACUUUGAUAUAUUGGGAGCUGAUGGUUUUCACGAUCCUGUUGAACAAGCUCAGUAGGAGAGUUGUGGGCUAUCCAUGAUGAGCUGUAAUGUGUACUCAGUGGCUUUUCAAUAGGUCUCAUGUGUUACCAUUAUUUUCACUACAACAGGAUGGACAUGCAGCUAUAAUGCAGAAAGGCUGGUGUUGUAACUUGAGUACCCUUUUCACUGACUUCUCACUGGUCUAUGUUAUAUAGGCCCCAGUUUCCUGUACAUCAACAAAGCAUCUUAUGGGGCUGACACAUUAAAACUCAGGGGACCUAAAGAAGCACAACAAUAUGAUUACUGUGGAGAAGUGAAACUCUAGAAAGCUAAAUGGCCUUGAAUCACAGGAGGGAUGAGAACAGCUACAAAGCAACAUCAUUAUCAAACAAAUCAUCAUCAAUAUCUCUUUCUUUAAUGCUGGCAGACUCAAAGCAGUAACAUGAACCCCAUUUAUUAUUUUGAGUCACAUGGAUGGUGUUGUAUUGGCACCCAUUUAACUUCAACUAAUGGGCCAAAAACACCUAUAUGGAGAUAUGUUCAUGAAUCUUUAAAUUCCAUUGUGAUACUGUACUGUGAUCUUAAUUACUUUUAUGUGUUUUUAACAUGUUUGUUUCUGCCUAAAACUCUCCUCUCUGUAAUGCUUGUUGUUACACCCAACAAGUCGAAUCUGUCCGACUCUCGCACUCUGGAAGAUAUCUGAUUGCCAUCCUCUAUCAGAUUAAAAACCCUUGUUAUCAAAAGACUAGGCUAUAAUAGAUGCUGUGACAGUGCAGGCGGAUUGCACUGUCCAGAUGAUCAGGCAGCCCAAGCUAAUUUCCCUCGAGCAGCAGCGACAGCCCGCCCGAGGUCGGAUCCAUCUAAUGGGAUGGGGAGUGUGGGAGGGCCCGACCACUGGCUGUAUUCAGCAUCAUAAACACUUUAACAAGCUAGACAACGACAGGCUCGUUUAAACCGGAAAUACAUUAAGUCUGCUUUUAAAGUUAGACCAACUACCAGCAUCGGAAUAUAUAAAUAAUAAACCCUCGGUGGUUACCACAAUACUGCUAUUGACUGUAUGGAUAACUUCGUACCGCCUUCUGCCAGUAUACGGAUUUGAAGCCAAAAAGCUCUCAGUAGUUUCGCGUUUUCUCUCCAUUUCCUGAAAGCAAUAUUGCGCAGUAGCGUUGUACUCGUUCCACUACUUGCGCAGUAGCAUUGUGCGCAUUCGGCGGGAGAGUCGCUAGAAGACGUGUAGUUCUCUUUAUACUACAGUUAAAGCUUAACUAACAUUAAGAGACCUCUGGCUGUUGAAACACACAAUCUUGCAGGUAAUUUAAGCUCAGAUGAAGAAUAAUACAUUUGAUGUAAGGGUUUCUGUUUUAAAAUUUAACUAGGAAAAUUGUUUUGUUUAUUUCCGGUCACUCGGUGCAAUGUAAGCCGAGCUAGCUAAUAAAAGCUAAGUGCUGACAUGACAGUUUACCUCAGUUAGGGCUACUUUUUUUCUUUGUAGAUUGUAUAUUCAGGUUGUUUUCAUUGAUUCUCUCUUUACGUUUAUAUUUACUGUGUUUUCACUGUUAAAAAUUCAUCAAAUCAGUGUUUCACCAUUUCAUCAACAGAAAUAUAAUUAGGCUUAUAGCGUAUUUGAGGUCAUGCCUUUCUGUACGUUCGUUGUAAGUUAGCUCGAUUACUCUUCUUAAAUAUUUUUUCUUGGCUCCAGCUCAAACUUUUAAGGUUACCCGUAGCUGUAUUAUUUCGAAAGGACAGACCGGAUGUGUCAUAUCAACAAUGUGUUUGCCUUGACAGUGCCAAUCUCACAAGUGAGUGAAAGCCCAGUAGCAUUAACGAUUAGAGAGAGAGCGGUGCCAUCCGCAGACCCACGGGGCUUCACCUGCAACACAUAACAACGAUUUUCAGGGAUUCAUGUCUCAAUUUCUUUUUCUGGUAGAAUAAAAGGUUGUCUGGAUGACUACAAAGAGAUCUCCUUUUUGAGAAAGAGCAAAGGACGCGUUUCUUCUAAGUGCAUAUCUAUGGAAUAAAAACAGGUAAGGUGGUACACUCAGUAUAUGGAUCAUGUGUAAAUAUCGAUGCAACUGUCAUAACAGUAGGCAUAUGUAGGCUUUUAGCUGAGGAAAAUCGCUUUAUUGUUUUCUUUUUCCUGCUGUCUCUUACACAGUAAGGUGACCAGUCCCGUUAUGCCCCCUGGAAUGUGGGCAAAAUCGCAGCGCAUUGUGCUGAUGUUGCACCGUCAGUGUCGCUAUAACAAGUCCGUCUUUUUACCUCAACAGAUCACUGUAAAAUACAGACUGAAGAUCGCUUAUGUAUUGUGGUUUCACAUUUUUGAUGUUGGUUGGUAAUCGAGUGCUCCAUGCAAAUCUUGGACAGAUCGGGAAGGAAGAAGCCGAAAAAAAAACCCGAGUUGCCACAAUUCGCUGGAACUGAGGGUUUCAGUUUUCAGGCAGUUCUGAUCACGUUGGAUGCCACUCGCGCAGAGGUGCAGAUUUUCAAUCUGUCUGACAACAGCUCAAGAAAGCGCCAAACUGUGUAGGAAUAGAGAAAAUCAAAGUACAGUUCAAAGCUACAUUUUGACUCCAAAAAUGUGCUUGUGGACUUUGCAGGCAUGUCGGUCACUCCCUUAAAUAGCAUAGAGAGGAGGAGAUGAGGUUUGGAUCUCACUUUAAUGGCUACCAGAUGUUUUCUGUUGUAAUAAUCAUUAUGCAAAUACUACAAAAUGAUUCUGGAUUAAGCCUAAAUCUCUAAGCACACAAUAACCAACUAACAUUGGUUCUGUUUAGCAUAUGGUUUGUGCCAUGAAAUCAUCAUUGUCAUAAUUGCAGAGCUAUCAAGCCCAAAUCUAAUUUUAUAACAUGCUUACCCAUUCUUCAUCUUAUUAUAUGGAAUAUUUCUGUAGAGGGAAAACCAGAUAGGAGAAUUGUGAGGUGGAAUUCAUUCCCCCUGAAUCUAUUUGUUUGUUCGCUCGUGAAUUAUUGCUAAAAUUAACAGAAACUUUCUGUAAAAUAAAUACAAUACACAAGCUUUUGCGUAUGUCUCAGGAAAUAAAUCCACGAGCUCCUUCUGCAUGCUCAUAAGUGUAGAUGCUGUACAGUAGCAGUGGGCUGCUGUGUGGGCGGUUUAACCAGAGGACAGAUGAGUAGGCUUAUCCUGCGUUCAGUGAAUCAGCCUGCUAUUAGAGGUAUAUGUGGGAGAUCUGGCAGACAAGGUCUGCAAACGAGAGUUGUUUUGACUUGGGGAGUGCACAGAAAACAUAAUACAUGUUUUGUCUGCGGUAUUUUGAUGUUGCUUAACUUACAACCAAGAUGUUUGUACAUGCACAUAAGAUAUUUGCCUGUUUUUUGAUCCAAUAAACAUCUGCAGGACUGGAACUGAAAUUGCAAAAGAGGAACACAAGCGGCCACAACAGCAUGUUUAUCUUCAGCCAAGUUUCCUGCCCCGGGAAAACCCUGCCCUUCCUACAAAAAGUUCUUGAGCCACGCUGGGUUGUCCACAUGACACACACAGGCUCACACACUCAUCAUUUCCCUUGCAGUGUCUUAGUCAUACCUUUGAGUUCACUAGGAGUGAAUCCAUUUCACAAAACUCUGUCAAUGAACUCUGUUAGCUUCCCAAGUUUUGAUGAUUGUGAAAAUUUUCCGCAUUACAAGCAUCAACUUGCAACUUUUGUUCUGUCCAUACUUAAGCAUGCACACUCAAUCCACGCCUCAGUCAGAAAAGAGUUUUAAUGGUGAACUGAUUUAACUCUCAUUAGCUGGGAGAGGGCAGGGGAGCAUUCCAUCCAUUUUGUGGCUAAUGAACAGAGUUCUUUGAAGAGUAUUGAGAAGGCCUAUUGUGAAACGCCAUUGUCAGCCUGCUCGCUGCCACGGUAACACUCUCACACUGGCAGUGGGAAUGAAAUGCUGCAGUCAGAGCUGACAAAUGCUUUGCCAGAAAAUGUGAGAAAAGGAAGAAAAAAAAAAGCCUCACUUCACCUUGACUGUAGUGAGUGAAUAGAAAUCCAAUUUGUGGGAUUUUUCACAAGUCAUUGCUUCUGAGGGAGAGAUAUGCAAGAUAUCUGCAAGCUGCGUGAAACUGCGUGGUUUACUGAUGAAGGAGCACCAGAAAGACUUCUAAGAUCUCUAAUGCCUUCCAGGCUAGCUCAUGUAGGAACUUUUUAGCAGAGCAAUAUGUUUGUGCAUACUCGUACCUUAAUGUCUCAUUUGUAUAUCUUUAAAAUGCCAAGAAGGAAAUCAACAACAGGAGGCAGACUCACACUGUUCAUUCAUCCCAGAUCACCUAAUCUAAGAGGCCACAGCUCAGAGAGAAAGUAUUUUUGGAUUAUUGGAGAAAGCUUUCCCCUUUUUUGGUCUGAACCCUUAUCCUGUUGAUUCUGUUAGCGUGUGAGAACAUGUUUAUACUCGUUGCAUGAAUUGCUGUGCUACGUUUAUAGAAGCUCUAAGGUGACGCAGCUCGGUUAAAUGAGGUGGCUGUGCUCUUGGGUCAUGCCGGAAAACUUAAAGCACUUGUAGGAUCAAUGUAUGCAUUCAGAUCCAUGUCAGAUAUGUUGGUUUAAGGAUUCAAAACUUUCAUCUCCCUGAGUUGUGUUACAAGUCGGUCUCGGGCAUGUUUUCUAAUGUUUUCAUCAAAGCAUAUGUUUGAAAAAUUAUUAAUUCAUAUUAUUUACUGUAAAAAUUUCAGUCUAGACAACAUCGAGGCAUGCUAUGUGGAGAGUUUUGACAAACUGCCUGUUUGUCUAUUCUCUUUCAAGCAGGAUUAAGUAGGAAUGUUUGGCAGGGCUGGUGAUGACUGGACUGCUGACAUGAAAAUGCAGAGCUAUCAUUUCCUUUUCUUUUCUCUUUUCCUUUCUGAUAAGGCCCCAUGUUGGCCUGUUUCCUGUAGUCUGGAUAGCAACGGUGAUUCUGUGUACUGGACAAAAAAAACCAUUGGCGAGCCCUGCAAAUAGACACCAUCAGCAGGCUAUAACAAGAUGAUUUCCUUUAAUUAAUUGCUGAAAAUGAUCAAUAUACAUAAACAGUGACUAAACGCUGUUUCUCUUCCAUCCUACACAGCCAUCAUGUCAGGGAAGUCAGAUAUAAAGAACAAGUGGGCGGCAGUCAGAGGCCGUCUGGGCUCCUCGCAGGACUCGGACACCCAGCAGGAGGCCAAUCUGGAGAGCGCCGAUCCAGAGCUUUGCAUCAGGCUGCUGCAAGUCCCCACUGUGGUUAACUACUCAGGGCUGAAGCGCCGCCUGGAGGGCAGUGACCAGACAUGGAUGGUCCAGUUCCUGGAGCUAAGCGGGUUGGAUCUCCUCCUGGAAGCCCUGGAUCGGCUCUCAGGGCGGGGAUGCUCUCGUAUUGCAGACGCCCUCCUGCAACUCACCUGCGUCAGCUGCGUGCGGGCGGUCAUGAACUCCUCUGCAGGCAUCGACUUCAUUAUAGAGAAUGAAGGAUACAUACGGCAGCUCACACAAGGUUUGAACACAUCCUUCAUGGUGUCACAUGAUUAAAACUCAGAGUGACUUUAUACAUUCAAAGAUGAAAUCAACUGUAUACAUUUUCUAUAAGAUAACCUUUUUGAAAGGAUAAGAAAAAAUUGGGAAAAAAUGGUGAAUAACACACAACAAAGAAGGCUUGCAAGACCUGCCUGCCUAGAAGUCUAGAGCUGGUGAAUAUGAGGUGUACAAUAUAACUGUUGAGCUAAACCAGGGCCAUGAAAAGAGAUGAUAUCAAAAAUGUGCUUAAAAAUCACAUAAUUGAAUGAAUUUAAGGAUAGCCUCUUGAGAUGCAGCAUCUCAUUUUUGAAACGCACACACAGGAAAAGCACCAUCAUACAAAACAACAAGACAUAGCAAGCAUACUUAAGCAAUAACGAAACAUAGCCACAAAAGAAGCUCUUUCUCUUCCUUAGCCUGUCCCACAACAUCCUCAGUCAAGAUAUUUGAAACAACAUUUUCAUUCAGUAAAAAGUUUCAGGACUCGAGGCACUGCUGUUUUACAUAAUUUGUACCAACUGUACUAUUUGGCCAAAUGGGUCAUUACUCAGGGGACUAAAUGGUUGUCUAUGACUCACUCUGCUGAUCUUGAUCUUCCAGACAUGUAUUCAGCUUUUUGAGCAGAGAUGAAUCAUUCAGAGCUGCCUCACAAUAUCCAUUUGUUGUCACACAAGGUUUUAAAUAUUGAAUUUCCUCUAAGUGAACAACACAUUUUUAUCUAUAGUACAAAGCAACAUUCAUUCUUCUGGGGGCAAAGUUCAAGUUCGGUUGCCUUAAAAUCUGGGGAACAAAACAUCCUGCUUAGGUUCACUCUCUGAAGAGAUAAGGGUAAAGAGAUGACCUGCUUUGCAAACACAGUUAUUUCAACCAGACCUGUCUUGAUGUGGCUGAUCUUUAUACUUCACAGCCUUGGACACUUCCAACAUCAUGGUGAAAAAGCAAGUAUUUGAACUGCUUGCCGCCCUCAGCAUGUUCUCUGCAGAAGGCCACCGCCUGGCGCUAGACGCCCUGGAUCACUACAAGGCAAGUAACAGAAACAUGGAAAAAAAAGUCACACCUGAAACACCUGUUUUGGAAAAGUGAAUCUGCAUCUAGAUUUACCUCACAUGACCCCACAUCAUCAUUCUGGCUUCAUAGACUACCAUGUUAUGCCCUCUAGUGGCUGAUUGAAUAUACAGGUUUUAUAAAUCUUUCAAACCUGUUCUUUUCUUUUCAGUGAUACUUACAUUGACUUUGAUUUCCCCUUCAGGGUGUGAAGACACAGCAGUAUCGCUUCAGUGUAAUCAUGAACGAGCUGCAGGCCACAGACAACAUCCCGUACAUGGUCACACUGCUAAGUGUGAUCAACGCCAUCAUCUUUGGGGCGGAUGACCUGAGGCAGCGUGAUAGGACAAGAAAAGAGUUUAUUGGUAAGCUUUAUUUCCAUCUGUUAUUUAAAAAGCAAUUAGUAGUGUAAGAGUGGCAUCAUGAGCUGGGUCACUGUGGGGAACGGUUAACCACUCUGAUGAUGAAAUGAGUGCACAGAGAGGAAAGCAGGCCAUCAGCAGGAGCUCUAUUACAAAUAUCUCUGUCACUGGGUCUGUCUAAGAAUAGGUCUGAUGACCUCAUUGUUACUGAGACUCAGGUAUUCUUAAAUUUUAGGCCAUAACAAGCCACAAUCAAAAGUUUUGCUUUAAAUAGGGUGACCAUAUUCUGAUUUCCCAAAAAGAGGACAUGACUGUGUGGGGGCGGAGUCACGGAGUCACACAAAGUUAAUUUUGAGAGUUUUUCGGGUAGGAUCAAGUGUCAUUUACACGCUUCUAACUCAGUAAGUCCACAUGACACAAAAUCAGAACUGACGUACAAAACCGCAGACUUUGAAGGAUUUUAUAAACUUCCCCAGACAAAGCCGGGGGACAUGUCCAGGUAAAGGAGGACUCUUGGUCACCCUAGCUUUAAAGACGCCAUCUUUGCAAAACCACACUGAUUUAAUUUGAUUUUACCAGAAAUGCACUUGUGAGAAAUAUUGCUUCCCACCACCUUGAACCAAUCAGCCAUUUGUUCAGCCACUCCCCUUCUGUGAUUGUUCACCUGCCACUUCCUGGUCAAAAGCACUAACAUAUUCCAUUGUGGAGGAGAGAUACAAGACACCUUUUGAGGAUAUUUUUUUUAAAAACUGAUAAGUGCUUUUGUUCUGAUACUGUGGGCUUUAUGUUUGAUUGUUGCAGGGCUUCAGCUGCUUGAUAUUCUGCCAAAGUUAAGGUGAGCCUUUCUCCUUCUGCUGCUGCACAUUUUAUUUUGUCAGACUCCUAAUCAGGAAUGCAGCUUUUAUGCGACAAAGAGUCUUUUAAAGGUUGCUUUUAAAGUUCACCGCCAUUUCAAAUAAAACUGUGCUUUCAGGGAAAAGAUGUUUGCAAUUUGAAUCACUUAAUGAGUGAUUCAUCGCUGCUUUCUAAAAACUGAAAAUGGCAUUUAAAUGUGACUAAGUGUCCCCAGCAGUGAUCUGUGUGUGUUUGUGUGUGUGGUCAUGUGGUGUUCAGGGAUCAGGAGGAUGAAGAUUUGAUCAUUCAAUGUGAAGCUUUUGAGGAGGCAAUGGCUGAAGAUGAGGAAGAGUUGCUGCGGAUCUAUGGGGGCAUUGACAUGAGUAAUCACAUGGAGGUUUUCACCACACUCUUCAACAAGGUACCGCUGAUCGGCCCAGACUGUUUUGAUCGGACUAUUUUUUUUCAAACUUGGCCCAAGUCAACAUGUAAUUUGUGCACAAACAUGUGUUGUUGUGUGCAGGUGAGCAGUUCUCCAGCCUCUCUGCAGCUUCUGUCCAUUCUGCAGACAUUGCUGGUGCUGGAUCCAGGCCGCUGUGAUAUCUGGCAAGCACUGGAGGCCAUCACAAAUAGAGCCACACUGUUGGCCCAGGACUGUGAGUUAGACACUGUGGGCCUGUUCCUAACUGCCCCUACACCUUCUCCUUACACACUUUCCCUCCACUUAGACAGUUGUGUAGAAGGUCUGCUGCACUGAGUUCUGUCCAAAACCUCAGUGUGGAGUAGGAGUGGGUUGUCAGACCCUCAAACUGCAAAUCUGAAUCUAUGCUGGCCUGCUGAUCAGGUGUAAUAUUGUUUGUUGUUUAAAAAGACAGGAAAUAGGAGACAGGACUAGUAUUAGUAUCAGAAACAGUGCUCUUUGAUGAAGGGUCAAUUUUGAAAACAGCAGAAAAAAACAAGUUACAUCUUCAGAAAAAAAGGUUAAAAUGCCCUUAUUGAAUUUUAUUGAAGAGGUUAAAAGCUCGCUAAUGGUCCCCUCACUGAUAUAUGAGUAAAGAGGAGAGAUGAUUCAGGAAAACAAAUCCCAGGAAUGAAACUGAAGCAGCUGUUAACAGUAGGGAUCAAAACUCUUGUUUUUGCCAGUUAAAUAAGUUCAGUUUGUGUGUGUGUCUGUGUGUGUGUGUAUGUGUGUUUGUGCUCUAGCUCAGAUGGAGUCCUGCGAGAACAUCAUGCAGAGACUAAUGUUCUCUAAAGGGCAGAGCUGUGUGGAUCGUCAUGAAGUGGAUGGGCUGCUCCUGAAAGUGGAUAAAGCCGUUCAGACCAACAUGGACCAUCAGGACGAAGAGAAGGCUGACAAAAUUCUCACAUCCUCUCAGAAGCCACUGUGUGCCUCUCCUCCCCCACCGCCCCCUCCUCCACCUCCUCCACCGCCAUUACCUGGCGGUUUUGGUGGACCUCCACCACCACCACCUUUGCCAGGAAUGGGAGUACCACCACCGCCACCUCCACCUCCUCCACCACCACUGCCCUGCGGUCCAGGCAUACCUCCCCCACCCCCUGCGCCACCCUUACCAGGGAUGGGUAUCGGACCUCCACCGCCACCUCCCUUACCUGGCAUGCCACCUCCCCCUCCCCCUCCACCACCGCCUCCUUUACCUGGCAUGCCACCUCCACCUCCUUUACCCGGCAUUCCACCUCCACCUCCUUUACCUGGCAUGCCGCCUCCUCCUCCUCCUCCCCCGGGCAUGAUAGUGGCUCAGAGUAGCCAGGUCCUGGGUUGGUCUAUGCCAGUAAAAGCAAGCCGAUGUCCCACUCUGAGGAUGAAAAAGCUAAACUGGCAGAAACUGCGAUCUGUGACAGGUGAGCGAAUGUAACAUUAUGUUAAGGUUUCCUCUUGUAUUAGAUUAUAUUAGAUAAUUUUUAUUGAUCCUUUUUGGGAAGGUUUCCUCAAGGAAAUUAAAACAUCAAGGCUAAGUCAAGUACCAAAAUGCCAACAGUACUUCGAUACAUGAAGGAAAUCUGAAGAGUUUGGAGGAUGUUUUGUCUCUAUCUGUUACGACAUUACUCUCCUCCCUGAGGUGAUUUAUUUUUAAACUGAGCAGGAGAGUGAAGACGCUGUGUGUAAAGUACAACAACCAGGAUGGACUAUUUUUAUAAACAACACUUUACCAAAGGAAAACUUACAAGCCAUGUUUCUGCUUUUGGGUGUUAUUUGAUGAGGCUUCUGCAGGGAUUCCCCCGAGUUUCAAGAAAGAGGGGAUCACGUUAAAUUUAGUUAAGCUUUCUGUGGUGUUGGUAUAAAAAUGGAGCUACAUUAGCUGACAGGUUCCUCUCUUCUUGCGCACACACAGAUGGUCCCUCCAUGUGGGCCUCGGUUCAGAGUGCUCCUCCUCCCCGUGAGCCGGACUACAGCAGUAUCGAGCAGCUGUUCUGUCUCCCAGUGACCGAGCACAAAGACAAGGGGGCAGCUGCUCCUGUCAAGAAGGAGCCUAAAGAGGUGGGCUUGGUCAACACUCAGCAUGGUUUCCAGAUUAGAUUGAGAUUUUCCUGAUUAUCAAGCAAAAUAAUCAAUGUGCCUGCCUAACUCUUCUUGUUUUGUCCGUAGAUUACAUUUAUUGAUCCAAAGAAAAACUUGAAUUUAAACAUAUUCCUGAAGCAGUUUAAAUGGUGAGAUAUAAGUUUAUUUUGAAGUUUUUAAACACAUUUUAGUGACUGUCUAACUGAACAUUUUCAAUUUUCUCUGUCCAGCAAAAAUGAGGACUUUAUAGCCAUGAUUCAGAAAGGGGACCGGUCUAGAUUUGAUGUAGAGGUACUGAAACAGCUUCUAAAGCUCCUCCCAGAGAAGCAUGAGGUUUGUAUUUGUAAUGACUCACCUCAUCUUUAUUGUUUUUUUUACUUGCUCACAAAUCUGCCAUUAAGGGUCCACUUUUAAAAUGGCAAAUGUAUGAGUCACUGUUUUGUUUUUUUCGGUGAAGAUUGAAAAUUUGAAAUCAUUCCAAGGGGAAAAAGAAAAGCUGGCAAAUGUUGAUUGUUUCUACACCCUCCUGCUCACAGUGCCAUGGUAACUUUUCUUGCUAAAGUGCUGGUUAAUUAUGUGCAUGCAUUACAUUCUCAUUCAAACAUAUACUUAUCACGCUCAGCUUCUUACUUACUUUGAUCUCUGGCUUAUUUCCCAAGUUAUCAGCUGAGAAUUGAGUGCAUGUUAUUGUGCGAAGAGACUUCUUCAGUGCUGGAGAUGCUGAAACCCAAAGUGAAGCUGAUAGAGGAGGCCUGUCUUUGUGAGUGAAUCCUCGGCUCAGAUUCAUGCAGUUGAACCAUCCAUACCUUUUUUAAUAUAUACAUAUAUAUCACGCAUUUUUAUGUUAAUGCCAUGUAAUGCAUUUUCAGCCCUCAGAGAGAGCGCGCUCAUACCUAGUUUCUGCAGGCUCAUCCUUGAUGUUGGAAAUUUUCUCAACUACGUAAGAACCUCUUCAGUCUCAUGUUUAUUUCACUGAAUCUGACAUUUAGAAAGAGCUUGCAUUUUUAAUAAUCACUCUACUUUCAGGGAAGUCACACAGGGAACGCUGAGGGGUUCAAGAUCAGCUCUCUGCUCAAGCUUACAGAAACUAAGGCCAACAAGAGCCGCAUAACGCUGCUUCAUCACAUCCUUGAGGUACACUAACUGGCUCACAGCUGCCAUCAAUUUUUUUUUACUGCUUGUUUAUGAUCCUCCUUAAUCAUGGCAUGGCUUUUUUUUAUUUUGCACAGGAAGCAGAAUCAAACCACCCAGAGCUGCUGGAUCUGCCAGAUGAAAUCGAGAUCUGUGAAAAAGCAGCUGGGUAUAGAGACCUUUUAACAUCCACUUCAGCUUAUGUUUUGCCAUUUUAAUUGGUCCUCAGUGGAUGUGUAACAGAGGGAUAACAAGAGGUUUCAUGCUUUGCCCUCAGUGUGAAUCUAGACUCUAUUCAGUCCGAAGCCUGUGCCUUACUGAAACGACUGAGUGAGACAGCCAAGAAGGUCUCCAACUCCACUGAAGAGAUGAAAGAGCAGUAUGCCAAAGUUCUUGAGGUGAGAUGAAGAUACACACUGUUUCCAAACCGAGCCAAAGCUUUGACUCGGUGCUGCUUUUAAGCUUGAUCCAACUCCCAAAAUUCUCUUUCUUUGUCUGCUGCAGGAGAGUGUGGAGGCGUUUCAGGCUCUAAGUGAAAGGUUCACUGCAGUUGAGAAGAAAAAGAGUGAGCUUGCUGUCUACUUAUGUGAGGAUGCCAAUCAGCUGUCGCUUGAGGAACUCUUUGGAACCAUCAAGACGUUCCGUGGACUUUUUAUCAAGUCACUGAAGGUCAGGAAAGACACUAUUGAUGUAGUGCUGCCAUGGUUGUUUAUAUUUAAGGAGUUUUAUGCACUGAAUGUUAAAAUGUUCACGUUUUUACACUUAUAAUACCCACUGAAGAUGAUUAGCUGAGUAUGGAGGCUGUGUUAUCUCUGGAACAUAAAAAGCUAUAGACUUUGGGAAAGCUCAGGGAUACUGUCUGAGAUAUGACACAAAGACAAAUUGCUAAGUACAGUUUGUACUUGGCAGUGAAUGACGUCCUCACUUUUCAUGCUAACAGGAAAACAAAACAAGAAGAGAGCUGGCAGCCAAGGCCGAGAAGAGGAAGAAGCAGCUGGAGGAAGAAGGGUCCAAGAGACAGAAGGGAGAGAACGGAAAAAUAAGUAAGCAAUGAACAGCCCUCCUUGUUCUCUAAAUUCUAAACAUCCCUGGCUGAUGUGUCAUUUGAAUUACAUGUUUGAAACCCUCCUUUUUUUUUUUUUUUUUUUUUAGUCAAGAAAGGCUUCGUGCCACAGGAUGACGGCUGCAUCAUUGAUCAUCUCUUGGCGGAUAUCAGGAAAGGUUUCAGCCUAAGAAAGACCAGGCCAAGGUGCGAUUCGGAAAGCCUCUCUUCUAGUGAAAAGCGUAGGGAUACCUGCCUGUCUGGUAAGGACAAGAGACUGUGGCCUCCAUCUGCAGAUCUAGCUCCUUAGCUCUUCUGCUCUGCAGUGCUACAUAAGCAUUAGCUUUCAUGGAAGUGAUUUUAUUUUCAUGCAGCCAUGUCACUGUUAAUUAUUACCCCACUUAAAAAAAAAAAAAAAAAAAGUCUUCAUGUGUUUAACUUCAUACAUCAGUAUGACUUCUUUCACUCCUCAGGGUCGGAUGUAAAGCCUGUAGAAGAAGAAGCCUCAGAAACAUCCACCACUACCGCUCCAUCCAAACCUCAGGAAGAGAGUCACCAAGCCACCACAGGCAACGUGAACGGCUUCAUCAGCCCAUCAGAAGAGCCUCAGCCACCACUGCAGAGUGCAGUGCAAGAUGGACCAGCUGCACCUCCCAGCACACAACCAGUGACACCAGCCAAAACAAUACAGGCACCCCCAGAAAGGCCGACAUCACUACAGGAGGAGACUCACCUGCAGGAACCUGCAGUUUCACCGCUGGAUACAACACAACCUCAGCCUCAGGUUGAAAAGGAACACCAACCAUGUCCCCCCACAUCAAAUGGCUUUUCACCGGAUUCUACAGAGACCAGCACCUUCAGCCCAUCUUCCCUUUCUGAUUCAGACCUGGUAGAGGCCGUUUCAGGCAGCAUAGUACCUGAGAAACCAAUGUCUGAGGAAGCAGUAAAUACUAGUGUUAUAGAAAGUCCUUCACCUAAUCCAGAAAGUGUGGAACAGAGCGGGAACAAUGUGACGGGAGAAGAGAAUGGUGAAACUAGUGAUGAAAGAAGCCAUUUAAUAGAGACUGCAGGACAAGAGGAGCAGGAACACAUUAUUGUAAAAACACCCAACCAAGAUGAGGUCAUCAGCACCAAACAUUCAGAACCUAAAAGCAAUGUAACCACACUCAGUGAAGACAUUGAGGGGUGUGACGUCCCAGAUGGACAGGAAUCAGAGAUUCAAGAUCUGCCUUCAGCCUCUGAAGCAGUGCCUCCAUCCCUCAAACCGGAACCAAAGAAACAGGGGAGCAUCUUUAAACGAAGCAAAAAGAAGAGUAAUCCAGGUAAUCCAUCUACACUCAUAAAUGAAAAUCAUACUUGGAACGUCAGUCGCUUGAUAUGUCUUAAAGGGAAUUCCUUAUUUGUUUUGUUUUUAUUCCAUUUAAUGUUUUAUAUUUUAUGUAUUGGCUAUUAUAGUGUAUGUUCUUAAGUAUUUAGCAUGUGACAUGCAUUUUAUCUGAGAGUUUGGAUGCAGUGUGACCGUUUGAAUAUUAAAUGGAUGUGAAUAAGGACAGUCUGUUUGAAUGCUCUGUUUUCCAUUCUGAAACACAAGGUAACAGUGGAAAAGGACACACUAAACAUAAAAAAGGCUGUGUGUUGCAGUGAGGUAGGUCACAAAUGGUGGGAUGGCCAACUGUAAGCAGGCACAUCAUCCUAAUUAGUUCAAUCACCGUCAAAGCUUUGUCCUAAAUAACACUUCAUUUGUUGGUCUAACUGGAUUAACUGGAUUUCAUUUGUCUAUGUUGUCCAGCUUAACACUUGCUUGCUCUUCAAUGCUUUUGCAAGUCGGAUGUGGUCAGACCAAAACUGUAACAGCAUUCGACCAAAUGUGUGUUGAGAUGAUUCUAAUGUCCACCAAAUCAGACGGAAAACUAACCCUUAAAAGUACUGUUUAGAUAAGAGGUGAAUCCUCUUUAAUCAGCACUCUGGAAAUCUAACAUCACAGUUUCUGAUCUCUAAGCAGCCUUGCAGUUUGUGAAGUCAUUGUGUAGUCAUCGUGGACUGAGUUAUUUCAUAAAAGUUGUCACUUUUGUGUCUCUACUUCCCAUAUUUUCUUGUCCAUCACGCAAAUCUGCAACUGGGACUGUUUAACCUACUAACACAGUCUCAUGUGCUUCCUGUAAAACUGUUUUAAACUGUUGCACUGACAUGAAUGAAAGAUGCUGUGUAUCACAUUGAUGGUUUACAUAUUUAUUCAAAAAAUGUAAAACCUUUUAAAGCUGAUGUAGUCAUGUUUACAACCUAGACUCUGCCGAAUGUAUUUAAAUACACCAUAUAUCACUGUCGUUGUACAAGCUUCUAAAAAGAAUUAAAGUAUUUAACUUUGAAAAAGUUUUGAUUCAAUUUAUUCAUUUUAGUCUGUCUUUUUCUAGGUGGAUGCAGAAAAAAGAAAUCAAAAGGAAAAAGAAAAUGUUCAAGUUCCUGA